UAGGGUUAACUCGGCUAUUCUAAUUUACUUUUCUAACUCGAUAUUUCUAUUUUCUAUCGUGACCGUGAUUAAAAUUUACAUACUAUUAUUUGUACUCCUAGUAAUUAUAUUAUAGUUUAUUUAACUUGUUAAUCUGUUGUGACUAAAAGUUAUCACUGUAAUUACCGUUUUCACGCCUAUAAACCCAUACUAACGUGCUCGACAACAAUUUCAACGAACGAUUAGAAAAAUAAGACGUAUAUUUUUAAAUUUUUAAAAUGAGCGAAGAAGAACAACUGCCGUCCGGCUGGGAAAAACGAGUUAGCAGAUCAACUGGCCAGACAUAUUACUUAAAUCUUUUGACCAAAGAUAGCCAAUGGACUGUACCAACAAAGCCAGCUUCAGAAAAUUCGGCUCCUACAAAUUCAGGCCCAGAACAAGUUCGAUGUAGUCAUUUGCUAGUGAAGCAUGAAAAGUCUCGACGUCCAUCGUCGUGGCGAGAAGAAUUUAUUACACGGUCAAAAUCUGAAGCUGUGGAAACAAUACUAUCUUAUCGAGAACAAAUUGUAUCUGGUAAAGCAACAUUUGAAGAGCAUGCACGAAAAUACUCAGACUGUAGUUCAGCCAAACGUGGUGGUGAUCUAGGACCAUUCACCAGAGGUACAAUGCAAAAGCCUUUUGAAGAUGCGUCAUUUGGCCUAAAAAUCGGCGAACUUAGUGAACCUAUUCAUACAGAUUCAGGUGUUCAUAUAAUUUUGCGUACUGGUUAGGAUAGAGCCAACUAUUUGCUAAUAUCAUUAUUUUUAUUAUUAUAAUUAUUCAAAUUAUCGCAUAUUUAACUUAUUGUUUUCCUUAAAAAACACCAAUGUAAUUAGCAGUUGCAUUUUUCAACACUGAUUGUAAUUUUUUUAAAUGAUUCUUUUUUCAUUCUUUUAUUUAAAUUUGUUUUUUUUUUUUGCUCAACUAUUUGUUUAGUUAAUGUUAUAAAGUUGAUUUUAAUAAACAAAUAUUGUCACUUAAAACUAAAAAUUGGAACAAAGCAAAUUUAUUGUAAAAAAACAUAAUAGCCAGUUGUCAAGACUUAAUACAAAUUGUUUUUUUUUUUUAUAUAUAAUUAUGUUAACUGGAAUGUUGAAGUAGUAACUGUAGUAAAAGCUAAUGAAAACCAGUGUUAAUUUUUCUAAUGAAAUUUAAUGUUUAAAAACAAAUAAUAAACAAACAAUUAAAUUAUAAAA
Molecule: messenger RNA, 1214 nt
Organism: Adelges cooleyi (spruce gall adelgid)
Lineage: Eukaryota; Metazoa; Arthropoda; Insecta; Hemiptera; Adelgidae
Product: peptidyl-prolyl cis-trans isomerase NIMA-interacting 1
Exons: 3
Coding region: 258-749 (163 amino acids)
Cellular component (GO): nucleus; cytosol
Molecular function (GO): peptidyl-prolyl cis-trans isomerase activity; protein binding
Source: RefSeq, a predicted model, not a curated record